UCUCGCUUCAGCAUUCCACCUUGGACUCUCCUAGAAAUGCUCAGCCGAAUCCAAUUGCAAGGUCUUCGCAUCAACAUUCGUGUGUUCAAGGAAUUAUAUUGCGCUCUCAAGCUGACGGAGAUUUCUAACGUUUGCGUGAUUGUUCGCGAUACCAUUGUACUUGUUUGCGGUAACCUCAGAUACCGAUACUAAUAGCAGUUUGAACGUUCUGCCUUUGCUUGCUUUUAUUUCUGCAUGUUCAACAUCACAUUUCAUCCAGGCUCUGUCGGUCCCUCCGAGCGUGCAGAACUUCUCAAGCAGAAGGGCGCCACGAUAUGGCUCACAGGGUUGAGCGCCAGUGGCAAGUCUACGAUUGCCUGUGCUCUAGAACAGCACCUUCUUCAUCUGAAAAAACAUGCCUACCGAUUGGACGGAGACAAUAUCCGAUUCGGUCUGUGCAAGGAUCUCGGAUUUGAUGAAAAAUCCAGGAACGAGAACAUUCGGCGUAUAGGGGAGGUCUCCAAACUGUUCGCUGAUUCAACAUGCAUCGCCAUCACUGCAUUCAUUUCCCCGUAUCAGAAAGACCGGGACGCUGCUCGGGAAAUGCACAUAAAGGCAUCUCUUCCUUUCAUCGAGGUCUUCGUCGACGCACCGCUGGAAGUCGUUGAGAAGCGUGAUCCAAAGGGGCUUUAUAAGAAGGCCAGGGCUGGAGAGAUCAAAGAUUUUACUGGAAUUUCUGCUCCCUACGAGGCGCCUGCAAACCCGGAAAUUCAUAUCAACACCGCAGAGACAGAGGUGGCUGAGAGUGUCAAGAUAAUUACAAACUAUCUGAUUGAGAAGGGAUACAUAUGA
Molecule: messenger RNA, 831 nt
Organism: Marasmius oreades (fairy-ring Marasmius)
Lineage: Eukaryota; Fungi; Basidiomycota; Agaricomycetes; Agaricales; Marasmiaceae
Gene: MET14
Product: Adenylyl-sulfate kinase
Exons: 4
Coding region: 235-831 (198 amino acids)
Biological process (GO): sulfate assimilation
Molecular function (GO): adenylylsulfate kinase activity; ATP binding
Source: RefSeq, a predicted model, not a curated record